AUGAAUUUUGAAUUUGAGAGGGAGAUUGGGUUUAUAAACAGCCAGCCAUCGCUCGCCGAGUGUCUGACUUCCUUCCCCGCUGUCUUGGAGACAUUUCAAACUUCAUCAAUCAAGGAGUCGACAUUAAUUCCUCCUCCUCCUCCUUUCGAGCAAACCUUCCCCAGCCUCCAGCCCGGCGCCUCCACCCUUCAGAGACCCGGGAGCCAAAAGCAAGCCGAAGAUGGGCCCGCUCUACCGCCGCCGCAGCUCCCCGCCGCCCCCUUGGCCCCCGAGUUCCCUUGGAUGAAAGAGAAGAAAUCCGCCAAGAAACCCAGCCAAUCCGCCACGUCUCCUCCGGCCGCCUCUUCCGUCCCUGCCUCCGGGGUCGGAUCGCCAGCAGAUGGCCCGGGACUGCAGGAGGCUGCGGGCGGCGGGGCGCGCAGGCUGCGCACGGCUUACACCAACACGCAGCUGCUGGAGUUGGAGAAGGAAUUCCACUUUAACAAGUACUUGUGCCGGCCGCGCCGCGUUGAGAUCGCGGCCUUGCUGGACCUCACCGAGAGGCAGGUCAAAGUCUGGUUCCAGAACCGGCGCAUGAAGCACAAGCGGCAGACGCAGCACCGAGAGCCGCUCGACGGGGAGCCAGCCUGCCCGGGAGCCCUGGAGGACACCGGAGAGCCCGCCGAGGAGCCCGUGGCCAGCCCCGGCUGCCAGUCGGCCUCGCGGGCGGUGCGGGACGCCUGCUCUUACCCGCCCGAGGUCGCGCCGGGGCCCCCGGGCGCCCCGGGCCGCCAGCCUUUGGCCACUCGCGUGGAGGACUCGGGUGCGCCGAGCCCCGGCUGCGCCCUGCGCGGGGCCGGCGGGCUGGAGCCGGAGCCCUUGCCAGAAGACGCCUUCCCGGAGCGGCAGGAUUCGCCUUUCCUGCCCGACCUCAACUUCUUCGCUGCCGAUUCCUGUCUCCAGCUGUCCGGAGGCUUCUCCCCCAGCCUACAAGGCUCGCUCGACAGCCUGGUUCCCUUUUCCGAGGAAGAGCUGGACUUCUUCACCAGCACCCUCUGUGCCAUCGACCUGCAGUUCCCCUGACCCGUUUCCUCCUCCCGGCCCUUUCGACCCCCGCCCCCCUCGGCUGUCUGCUGGAAAACCCGAGGACCCUCCUCCCCAAGUCCUUUAGACUUCUUUACGUGUUUUGCUACAAUUCAGGUAUUAUUGAAUUAGCGUUUAAUCCACUUCGU
Molecule: messenger RNA, 1211 nt
Organism: Diceros bicornis minor
Lineage: Eukaryota; Metazoa; Chordata; Mammalia; Perissodactyla; Rhinocerotidae
Gene: HOXB2
Product: homeobox B2
Exons: 2
Coding region: 1-1062 (353 amino acids)
Biological process (GO): regulation of DNA-templated transcription
Molecular function (GO): DNA binding; DNA-binding transcription factor activity, RNA polymerase II-specific
Source: RefSeq, a predicted model, not a curated record